Hippoglossus stenolepis (Pacific halibut) is the source of this 7300-nucleotide messenger RNA. RefSeq names its product caskin-2. Gene Ontology annotation, molecular function: protein binding. NCBI's taxonomy places the organism in Eukaryota, Metazoa, Chordata, Actinopteri, Pleuronectiformes, Pleuronectidae. Bases 480 to 5222 code for a protein of 1580 amino acids. The record is from RefSeq and is a predicted model, not a curated record. The transcript has 22 exons.
GCUUGAUGCCCGCUCCUCGGUCUCGUGCUGUCCGGCGCUGCUCCCCUCAGUGACUCUGAUGUCAAUGUGUCCGUCAGCACCUGCACCGGCCACAACAGUCUAACGGCAGGUCUGGCUGCUGCCUCCAGGUUGAAGGAGGCAGACUGUGAACAUACUCUCAGCCCUGCAGGCAACUGACCCUCCAGCAGUUCUACUAUAACUCCAAGACCACCAUCAUCCCAGAGAAUGGAUCCACACUCCAACAACGUGAGGCAGAAGACCUCCUGGGCCAGUCUACCUCAUGCUCCCUCUCUCUAGCUGCUGCUGAGGCUCAGUAUUCACAACGCCACCUCAUGGCUGGGUUUCAGCAUCUGUCUGUGAACUUCCUGACAAACGUUUGAUGAACCCGUCCGCCUGAAGGAGCAUUCAAAAGUCAAACCAAAGUGACCCAGGCUGCCCGACUGUGAGCAGUUAGUGCGUCUGCGGUUGAGUCUGUAAUCAUGGGGAAAGAACAGGAUCUGCUGGUGGCAGUGAAGAGCGGGGAUCUCCUGCUGGCUCACAAGCUUCUCUCCAAAGUCAAGUGCAACAAAACCAAGUUGCUGGGCUCGACCAAGAGGCUGAACAUCAACUACCAGGACUCAGACGGCUUCUCCGCCCUGCACCAUGCCGCUCUGACGGGAACCACGGAGCUGCUGUCCCUGCUGCUGGAGGCCCAGGCCACGGUGGACAUCAAGGACAUCAACGGCAUGCGUCCCCUCCACUAUGCAGCAUGGCAGGGUAAAGCCGACUCUGUCUUAUUGUUGCUAAGAGCCAACGCUUCAGUCAACUCCUCUUCCCAUGAUGGACAGAUACCGUUACAUCUCUCCGCUCAGUAUGGACAUUAUGAGGUGUCUGAGAUGUUGCUGCAGCAUCAGUCCAACCCCUGCAUGACGAACAAGGCGAAGAAGACUCCUCUAGAUCUGGCCUGUGAGUUUGGGAGACUGAAGGUGACUCAGUUGCUGCUGAGCAGUAACAUGGUGACGGCGCUGCUAGAAGGGGACGGAGGGCUCGACAGCCUCGACUCUCCAUCCACCACCCCCCUCCACCUGGCAGCCAGGAAUGGACACAAAGACAUCAUCAAGUUGCUGCUGAAAGCUGGUAUUGACAUCAACAGAUCCACCAAAGCGGGGACAUCUCUGCAUGAAGCUUCCCUCUAUGGCAAAACUGAAGUUGUGCGUCUGCUGCUUGAUGCUGGCAUCAACGUGAACAUGCGCAACACCUACAACCAGACAGCUCUGGACAUUGUCAACCAGUUCACCACUUCCACAGCCAGCAGGGAAAUCAAACAGCUGCUCAGAGAGGCAUCAAGUUCUCUACAGGUCAGGGCGGUGAAGGAUUACUGGAACCUCCACGACCCCACGGCUCUUAACCUCCGGGCUGGAGAGCUCAUUAUGGUCGUGGAGCAGCACGCAGACGGCCGGUGGAAAGGUCACGUCCAUGACACGCAGCGGGGGACGGACCGGGUGGGCUUCUUCCCGCCCUCAGUGGUGGAGGUCCUCAGCAGACGAGCAGGGGGCACUCUCUCCCGUCAAGCAUCACUGCCUUGCCACCGACAACACUUUGCGUCCAGAGCUCCGCCCUCAAGCCAUGGCUCCACCCCUCAGUCUGACGACUCAUUCACCCUUGGCUAUGAUCCAGCAGGUGUGCCACCUGGCAGUCCUGCUAGCCCCACUCAGGACAUUUGGGUCCUCAGGAGCUCCCCCACUGGUGACAGACACAGUGUCGGCAGUGCGGGCAGUGUGGGCAGCAGUCGCAGCGCCGGUAGUGGCCAAAGCUCGGAAAGCAGCCACAAACAGAACGGGACUCGCCACAACGCUGACACUGGCAAGCUGACUCCCUCUGCUGGUGAAUCAGGAGACCACAUCCACAUUGCAGGAGCAGAUCGCAGCAAACAGGCUGAUGGAUCCGCAGGUGGCUCCCGCCGGCAGGUCAAUGGCACUCCUCAGAAAGGCUUCGUACGACCAGAACACCUUCUGGAGGGCAAGGACUCUGAGGCCAUCUACCAGUGGUUGUGCGAGUUCCAGUUGGAGCACUACACAUCCAAUUUCAUCAGCUCAGGAUAUGAUGUGCCCACCAUCAGCAGGAUGACCCCAGAGGACCUGACAGCCAUCGGAGUGACCAAACCUGGCCACAGAAAGAAGAUCUCUACGGAGAUUGGAAAGCUCAGUAUCCCUGAGUGGCUGCCUGAUUACAUUCCUUCGGACCUGGGGGAGUGGCUGAGUGUUAUUGGACUUCCUCAAUACCAGAAGAGAUUGUGCGACAACGGCUAUGACUCCAUCACUAUUGUCAAAGACAUCACCUGGGAGGACCUGCAGGAGAUAGGCAUCACCAAACUAGGUCAUCAGAAGAAGCUCAUGUUGGCAGUGAAGAGACUUUCUGACCUUCAGCGCUCUCGUAACAAUGCUGACAGAACCGGAGGUGGCACUCUCAGACGGAAGCCCCCCGGCGCUCUGGAGCUGGUGGCUAUCGAACACCCUCCAAUGCACAACGUGCACGCUCACAUACGCUCUGAUGCCCCGUCUGACACCUGCUGCUCCUCCCCUCGCACCCCCAGGGCCCUCCUCUCCUUCCAGGACAGCGAGCUGAGCGCUGAGCUGCAGAGCGCCAUGAUGGGCAGGGCGGGUGGAGGAGCCGCAGAAGCAUUCGGCAUCAGGGGUGUGAGCUCCGCAGCAGCCAUGACGGCCAUGUCCGUGAGUCAGGAGAGCAUUAGUAUGCGGUCACGUGGCUCAGGGAAUUCUGGGAAUUCUGGGAAUUCUGGGCACUCUGGGCACUCUGGGCAUUCUGGGAAUUCUGGAACUUCUGGACAUUCUCAUGAGCACCAUACCACGCCGUCAUCAGCCAGAACAGCCAGUCGGUCUGAGGAGAGUCUGGAGAGUGGAGGAGGCGAGGAGGCCAAGCGAGGAGGAAGUAGUCCUGGAAGCAGAGGUAGACAGAGACCCACGGAGAUGUGGGAUCACCAGAGUCGGUCUGCGACUCCCAACAAACUCCCCUUCUCACCUCUCACACCUCCGCUGACCCCUAGCAAAAUGCCUCGCUUUGCCCACCCAGCUGUUCCACCCAAGACCAAACACGUCCAGUCUAACCGCCUCUAUCAGCCCCAGCACCAGCCGUCCUCCUCACCAUCCUCUCCAUCUCCACAGCCGUCCCCCACACAGAAGGCCUUCAGUUACCUGCAGGCUCUGGCAGGAGGCGUCAGCGCGGCUCCACAGGGCCUCUCAAAGCCUCUGCCUGGGGCCGUCCCCGUGCUGGGGCCCCGGCCUGGACAGGUCCAAGCUGAUGGCAUCCAGAGGGGCCCGCACAAGAAACGCGCCCAAAGCCUAACACGCUACGCCCUGUCCGAUGGCGAGCCAGAUGACGACGACGACCUUGCUCUGUCUAGCUCAACUGCUUCCUCUGUAGCCAUGCCUUCCUACGCCACAUUGUCCCGCAGGCCAGGACGCGGGCACACCAGCACUACGGGGGCCCAACGGCACAUCAACCGCAGCCAUUCUUUCGCCGUGCGCUCCCGACACAAAGGCCCGCCCCCGCCGCCACCGAAGAGGAUGAGCUCGGUAAGCGGCAGCCCACCGAGCCAACCAGGAAACUGGAAAGCGGUGGAGCCAGAGGUGAUGGGAGGCGUGGAGAUUGAGAGCGUUGGCAGCGUGAGGAGCAUCGCAGCCAGGCUAGAAGGAAGCAGCAGCGGCAGCAGCAGUCCAUCGAGGAGGAUAGACAUUCCACCGACCCACAUCCCCAUCACCCCUGUUUUCAGCCCUGUUUCCUCUCCGAUUCCUUCCCACAUCAUCCUACAGCACCCAAAACAUGUCCCCGCCUUGGGCCUAAGUGGCUUAAGGAGGACAGGAAGUGAGAGGGCAGAAGGAGACUCUGACAGACAAAGAAGCAGAACUACAGAGGGAACACCUGAAGAGAAAGAGAGAGACAGAAAUAGCGAUAGAAUAUCAAAGAGUGCUAAUGCGUCUCCAAAGCGCAGCUCAGGUGACCAUCUGCCUUUCGCUGAGGAGGGUAACCUGACCAUCAAACAGCGACCCAGGAUCGCACUUGUCCCCCAGGCAGACGCUGAUCUUAAGACUCCUCCUGAGGAUCCGCUCCACAGCCCAAACGGCCUGGAGGUCCCCGAGUUCAACCUGAAGGAGUCUGACACAGUGAAAAGACGGCACAAAAACAGAGACAAAGACGCAUCCACGCCAGAGGAGGCUUCCACUCCCAACAGAGGUGACCUGAGGACGCUGAGCGAUGAAGAACCUCCGAGAAGCAUUUUCCAGAGAGUUGGCUCCAUGGGAAAAGACCCGAAGCCUCCAGGUGACCUGAGGACGCUGAACGAUGAAGAACCUCCGAGAAGCAUUUUCCAGAGAGUUGGCUCCAUGGGAAAAGGCCCGAAGCCUCCAGGUGACCUGAGGACGCUGAGCGAUGAAGAACCUCCGAGAAGCGUUUUCCAGAGAGUUGGCUCCAUGGGAAAAGGCCCGACGCCUCCAGGUGACCUGAGGACGCUGAGCGAUGAAGAACCUCCGAGAAGCGUUUUCCAGAGAGUUGGCUCCAUGGGAAAAGGCCCGAAGCCUCCAGUGUUUUCUAAACCUUCCAGUCCUCUGAAACAAGCCGCUAACAGCAGACCAACCACCCCACUGACACCAGCCUCUCCACUACGAGCCAGCGCACAAACAGCCAGCGCACAAACAGCCAUUCCUAAACUAACCAGCAUACAGAUUCAUACAGUCUCACCGAAGCUGGGUGGCAGCAUACACACACACACCUGUAUACCCAGUUCUAAAGCUGGGAAACCUCCUCAGAUGAUGGGGUCCAAGCCUGAGAGUCCACAGAAAGCUGCUGGUGUGUGUGCAUCUCCUCUGAGACUCCCUCAGCACAGCACGGCCUCGCCAUCAUCAGCAGGAACGAACUUCAGUAUGGGCCAUAGUGUCGCGUUCGUCGCUCCAUCCUCCCCCUCGUACUCCGCCUCGGCACUACCGGGCCUGAUCGGGAGAGCAGGAGCGGCUCAGCCCGGCGUGGCCGGUCUGGAGCUGCUGGCUCAGAAGAGGCUGGAGCAGACCAGCACGUCACUGGAGGCUGCUCUCAAAGUGGUGGAGAACAAACUGGCACAGGGGAGCAGUGUGGAGAGCGGCAGUGGCACCGUGAAGGCAGCAGGAAAUAUCCUGGACGACAUCAGCAACAUGUUUGACGACCUGGCCGACCAGCUGGACGCCAUGUUGGAGUGACCUCACGGCCUCUUUCCUCAAAGGGAGAAAACAGAGGAAAAGAACAGAGACAGAGGAGCACAGAGCCGCUGCAGGACUCUGGAUGAAUCAUUAAAGUGCACAUGUGAGGAUCCUCUCCUCAGCAUCACACCCCCCUUUUUUUUUUUCUCAACGUGAGCACUUCGCCCGAGGACACACACCUGGGAAUGUUACUGGAGCGAAAACAGACAGUGGCUGCAGCAUCAGCCUCCGGACGUGUGUGUGUGUGUGUGUGUGUGUGUGUGUGUGUGUGUGUGUGUGUGUGUGUGUGUGUGUGUGUGUGUGUGUGUGUGUGUGUGUGUGUGUGUGUGUGUGUGUGUGUGUGUGUGUGUGUGUGUGUGUGUGUUCAGUACAUUAACACUAAAGGGAAUGAGGGUCCAUUUUAUUCACGUCACCUGUAAAUAUAUAGAUAAAUCUAUGGUGGCACUGUGUAUGUGUGUAGUCAGAUAUCUUUAUAUUGAAUAUAUUUAUACUUCUAUAUGUUUGUUUUUUUAACAAAUGGAGUUCCUAUUGACUGACCCAGUGUUUAAACCACUAGUGUAUAUUAGAAUUGUUGUAUACACUGGGUUCCAAAAGUUUCAGACCACUUUCCCAUUGUUGCUUAUUGUCAAUGAGAUGGGAAAAUUUCUUUAUUGUGGUAAAGGCAACAUAUUCCAUAUAUGUGUAUGUAGCAGAUAGGUUUUUACCAAAGUCUGGGAUCCUCUGCUGCCGGCACAUUAAGAUGUUUCUGUGUGAGGAAACUUCUUUAAAAGCUCUUCUUCUUCUUCGAGUGGUGAUUUAGGGUCUGUGGAAGCUCCGCCCACCUCCCCACAGCUCGCCUCAGGGUGCUGCGGAGUGAACUUACUGUAAAUGUGCUGUUUCCAAAGAAAGGGAGAGAUGCUCUCCAACACUUUCAGGGAAGGUCAACAUCCUGAACGAACAUGUUCACUAAUCACACAUGACUCAACACUGUGAGAGGAGGAGUGUCUAUAGAGGAGCUGAGUGUGCAGUGUGUCAUGUACCACCAGAAUAUGUAAAGUCCAUUUUUAUAUUUAAAAAAACCUAUUGUAAACAGAUGAAUUUAAACUGCAUUAAAGUGAGUCAUUAUCAAACUUAACAGUAAAUAUUGAUUUAGAAAAAAUGAUAUUUUUAUUUCCCUAGUCAAUCUUUAUUUAAAAUGGAGUAACAAAAUGUAUUUUAUAAAAUGAAAUGUACCUUUGUGUUUUUAUCAUUUUACUAAUGUGUCUGCCAAACUUAUUCCAGUGUCACUAUGCAUUAGUUUCUUGCUUUAACAUUUACAGUUUUUAUGUGAACUUAAACUUUAAACUAGAGUGUGUAACUUUCAUAAUGUUGAGAUGUUUUUGAGCGGGCUUUGCUCCUCUGACCAAUCACAGAAGGCUCAACGUAAGUGGUGAGGGUGGGGUCACAUAUACACAAGUGCUUUAAAGAGGUGACAGAUGACUCUUGAAGAUGCUCCUACAAAAUAAAAGUCCCAUUUUGGACUACACGUAAACUUGUGAACGUUAAAGCAGGAAACUUAAGAGUCUUAGAAUGAAUUAAAACGUCACUUAGACACAGAAUAGAGGUGGAAUCUAAUUGGCCUGAUGAAAUAAUGAUGCAAUAAUAACAGAAGCAGCUCUGUGACACAGGUUCUUCAGGUUUACUGAGGCCACGUCUAUCACAGAGAGUUGCUAUCUCUGCUUCCAUGUUGUUUCCUUUGCUUUCCUCCAUCGGUCCAUCUCCUCUUCAUCACGCUGACAGAGAAUCCACUGCUUGUCUGCGAACCCUCCUUCAUUCCUUCAUCUCUUUGCACUCCCUGAUUUACUUUCUUGUUUUAUAACCGCUCUCAUAAACCUCUCCCCCCCCCAACGUUUACCGUGAGAACAUGUAGCUGAACUGUAACAUUAUCAGGGAGUCGGAAUGUUUUCAAAGCAUUUCGACACCAAGACAUCGAAGUCUUAGCACUAUCUGUUCCUCUGUUCAGUUUUAAAGGAUGCCUGUUACUUUUACUGUUAAUAGUAUUAUUGAUAAAUAACACUGUAUCAUCCUGGAAGCCAUUAAAAGAGAGAAUUUGUACUGAG